This is a messenger RNA of Beta vulgaris subsp. vulgaris (sugar beet), 1609 nucleotides long. Its product is annotated as imidazoleglycerol-phosphate dehydratase, chloroplastic. NCBI's taxonomy places the organism in Eukaryota, Viridiplantae, Streptophyta, Magnoliopsida, Caryophyllales, Amaranthaceae. The record is from RefSeq and is a predicted model, not a curated record. Gene Ontology annotation, biological process: L-histidine biosynthetic process. Gene Ontology annotation, molecular function: imidazoleglycerol-phosphate dehydratase activity. The coding region runs from base 414 to 1235 and encodes 273 amino acids. The transcript is spliced from 11 exons.
GGUAUAUAGCCUAUAUCCGAGUAUGGAGUAACACUCCAAAAACGCUCACCGUGCCGGUGCCCAACUCAUAAGCAAAUUGAAUUCCUUUAGAACCUCUGGAAUCUGGAACCUCUCAUAUGUCAUACGCAAAGCUCGAAUUGCAGAAGCUCGUUCCAGGAGAAACAGAGUAAACACAAGAGUAGGAGACCUCUGGUUUGUGCUACAAUUCACUAGGAUGUUCUUCAUAGGCUCAUAGCCAUGUUCUUCCCUCCCCCCUCCACCUUGAGAGUUUUUUCUUGCAUUUUAAUCCGUGUGCAAGCUCUGCGCUAUAGGUACAUGUGCACCUUCUAAUUUGCGCAAAUUGUUAGAGGUUACCACCUCCUCCUCUACUUGUCUUCCUUCCUCACAUCGUUCCUGGUGGUCAUUGUCUUUUCAUGGCCCUCUGGUUACCCGGUGGUUGUCAGCUGAAGCCCCAAAUCAGGGUUUCUUCGACGACUUUCAUUCCUCUUCCUGCUCAAUCACCCCUUCUCUUCUACAAGCGAAAUUUUAAGAAUCUCAAACUGAUGAAUUCAAUCACCACAACACCUCAAGCUUCAUUGGCUGACGACAACGGCUCUCCUGCUAUUUCUGCCUCUCAUAGCACCGGUGAUCAUCCUUACUGUCGAGUUGGGGAGGUGAAGAGAGUAACUAAAGAGACAAAUGUGUAUGUGAAGAUAAACUUGGAUGGUAGUGGGGUAGCUGAUAGCAGUACUUCAGUCCCUUUUCUGGAUCAUAUGCUGGAUCAACUAUCUUCUCAUGGGCUAUUUGAUGUACAUGUGAGAGCUACUGGUGACAUUCAUAUCGAUGAUCAUCACACUAAUGAAGAUGUUGCACUUGCCCUUGGAACGGCUUUGCUACAAGCUCUUGGUGACAGAAAAGGAAUCAAUAGAUUUGGUGACUUCUCUGCUCCUCUGGAUGAAGCUCUGAUUCACGUCGCCCUGGAUUUAUCUGGAAGGCCCCAUUUGAGUUGUGAUCUACAAAUACCUACUGAGAGAGUUGGAACAUAUGAUACCCAGCUUGUGGAGCACUUUUUCCAGUCUUUGGUCAAUACUUCUGGCAUGACGCUUCAUAUUCGUCAGCUUGCUGGGAAAAAUUCUCACCACAUUAUUGAGGCAACUUUUAAGGCUUUUGCCAGGGCUCUCAAGCAGGCUACAGAGUAUGACCCUCGUCGUGCAGGGACAGUGCCAAGUUCGAAAGGGGUUCUAUCACGUGCUUAAUGACAAUAUCAUUAGAGGAAGUCUGCCCAAGGUAAAAUCAGGGCUUCGCAGCUCCAUGAUUCCUUAACUUCUUCAAGUAUUCUAUCAUAGUAUUGGCAGCAGUACGCCUGUAUUUGUUUGCUUUUUUUGGUGGUUCAAAUAAAUCGUUGUUUUGCUUAAUUUAAAGCACACCCAUAGUUAAAGAAAGGCUCCCAUUAUUGGGUGCUACAUUUGUCUAUAUUGGGUGUUGGACUACGAGGAUUAUGAUCAAGAAUCUGUUUUUUUUUUUUGUAAGAACUCAGAGCUGUUUCUUUGUCCAUAAUUGUGGCAAGUUUUGCAGAAGUGGAACAUUGUAAUACUCUGAUAUGAAAAUUCAGUAUAUAUGAUUUGUAGAA